Molecule: messenger RNA, 2020 nt
Organism: Herpailurus yagouaroundi (jaguarundi)
Lineage: Eukaryota; Metazoa; Chordata; Mammalia; Carnivora; Felidae
Gene: CPNE9
Product: copine family member 9
Exons: 22
Coding region: 144-1805 (553 amino acids)
Biological process (GO): cellular response to calcium ion
Cellular component (GO): plasma membrane
Molecular function (GO): calcium-dependent phospholipid binding
Source: RefSeq, a predicted model, not a curated record
CGCCUGCCUUCCCACCAGGGGCUGGGGGAAGCCAAGUCUUCCAGCUCCUCAUCCUCGAACCAUUCUGACUUUUUCAGGAUGGGUAGCAGUCCCCUGGAGGUCCCCAAACCCAGCUUCCCGCGGUUCCAGCCACUCGACCAGCCAUGUCUCUCAGCGGAGCCUCUGAGCGCAGCGUCCCGGCCACCAAGAUUGAAAUUACCGUGUCCUGCCGGAAUCUGCUGGACCUCGACACCUUCUCCAAGUCCGAUCCCAUGGUGGUGCUUUACACGCAGAGCCGGGCGAGCCAGGAAUGGCGAGAGUUCGGACGGACAGAGGUGAUUGACAACACGUUAAACCCAGACUUCGUGCGCAAAUUUGUCCUCGACUACUUCUUUGAGGAAAAACAAAAUCUGCGCUUUGAUGUGUACAAUGUUGACUCCAAAACCAACAUCUCCAAAACGAAGGAUUUCCUUGGACAAGCGUUCCUGGCUCUGGGAGAGGUGAUCGGAGGCCAGGGCAGCCGUGUAGAGCGACCCCUCACGGGUGUACCAGGCAAGAAGUGUGGGACCAUAUUGCUGACUGCAGAGGAGCUUAGCAAUUGUCGGGACAUUGCCACCAUGCAGCUGUGUGCAAACAAGCUGGACAAGAAGGAUUUCUUUGGGAAAUCAGAUCCCUUCCUUGUGUUCUAUAGGAGCAAUGAGGAUGGCACGUUCACCAUCUGCCACAAGACGGAGGUUGUGAAAAACACACUGAAUCCUGUGUGGCAACCCUUCAGCAUCCCUGUGCGGGCACUGUGCAAUGGAGACUAUGACAGAACAGUGAAGAUUGAUGUGUAUGACUGGGACCGGGAUGGAAGCCAUGACUUCAUUGGUGAGUUCACCACCAGCUACCGGGAGCUGAGCAAGGCCCAGAACCAGUUCACAGUGUAUGAGGUACUUAACCCUCGGAAGAAAUGUAAGAAGAAGAAAUAUGUCAACUCAGGAACUGUGACGCUGCUCUCCUUCUCUGUGGACUCUGAAUUCACUUUUGUUGAUUACAUCAAGGGAGGGACACAGCUGAACUUCACAGUUGCCAUUGACUUCACAGCUUCUAAUGGGAACCCUCUGCAGCCCACCUCCCUGCACUACAUGAGUCCCUACCAACUCAGCGCCUACGCCAUGGCCCUCAAGGCAGUGGGAGAAAUCAUCCAGGACUAUGACAGUGACAAGCUCUUCCCAGCCUAUGGCUUUGGAGCCAAGCUGCCUCCAGAAGGACGGAUCUCCCACCAGUUCCCCCUGAACAACAAUGAUGAGGACCCCAACUGUGCAGGCAUCGAGGGCGUGCUGGAGAGCUACUUCCAGAGCCUGCGCACAGUCCAGCUCUAUGGGCCCACCUACUUUGCUCCUGUCAUCAACCAGGUAGCCAGGGCUGCAGCCAAGAUCUCUGAUGGUUCCCAGUACUACGUUCUGCUCAUCAUCACUGACGGGGUCAUCUCUGACAUGACGCAGACCAAGGAGGCCAUUGUCAGUGCCUCCUCACUGCCCAUGUCUAUCAUUAUUGUUGGUGUGGGACCAGCCAUGUUUGAAGCAAUGGAAGAGCUGGAUGGUGAUGACGUGCGCGUGUCCUCUAGGGGACGCUAUGCAGAGCGGGACAUCGUUCAGUUCGUCCCCUUCCGAGACUAUGUUGACCGGUCCGGAAACCAGGUGCUGAGUAUGGCCCGACUAGCCAAGGACGUGCUGGCCGAAAUCCCAGAGCAGCUGCUGUCCUAUAUGCGCACCAGGGAUAUCCAGCCUCGCCCUCCACCUCCUGCCAACUCCAGCCCAACCCCAGCUCCAGAACAGCCCUGAGGAGCCCACUUAUUCAAUAACUAGCAGUCUGCCUGCCUGCCCACCCACUGCUUUUGCUGAAAGCCAGAGGCACUUGGAGCCCUGGACCUCAGUGAGUCUAGCUUGGGGGAUCAGUGCUGGCUGGUUGAGCCCUCUGCCCCCUCACCCACAGAAGGGCCUGGCACUAUCACCACCUCCCUGCCUUCAUGCCAAUAAUAAAGCUGAUCUUUACUCCA